Molecule: messenger RNA, 1847 nt
Organism: Conger conger (European conger)
Lineage: Eukaryota; Metazoa; Chordata; Actinopteri; Anguilliformes; Congridae
Product: steroid hormone receptor ERR2-like
Exons: 7
Coding region: 388-1749 (453 amino acids)
Biological process (GO): regulation of DNA-templated transcription
Cellular component (GO): nucleus
Molecular function (GO): sequence-specific DNA binding; nuclear steroid receptor activity; zinc ion binding
Source: RefSeq, a predicted model, not a curated record
CUCACACACAGCGCUGUCCCACCGCUGCCUCUUGCGCUCUCUCUCUCUCUCUGUCUCUCUCUCCCUCUCUUUCUCUCUCUCUCUCGUGCUUCGCAUAUCCCUCUCUUAGCCCCCCUCACCUCUCUUUCCCCCCUGUCACCCUCCUCUCCCCCCUCCGUCUCCCUGCCUCUCCUUCUCGUUUUCAUCCACUCUCAGAUACAAGCACAGAACUGAAACACCUGGCCCAGCUGGGAGGUCCGCUGCUGUCAGGAGGGGCGUGUUUCGGGAGAGCUGGCUCUGAAGGUUCCCCGCAUUUCUUUUAGGGGAGACAGCGACUCUGUUCUCCCCUCCCCUCCCCGCUCUUCUCCUGUCCUAUCCUCUGAAUGGUGGAAUGCUAAACCUGGACUAAUGGAUGUUUCAGAACUUUGCACGCCGGAAUCUCGCAACUACCAGAACCAGCAGCUCGGUAGGAUGGCUGCCGACGACCACCGUAUGCCCCCCGGCUGCGGGUCCUACAUCAAGACCGAGCCGUCCAGCCCCGCCUCGGCCGAUACCGCCAGCCACCACAGCCCCGGCGGCAACUCCGACACCAGCGGUGGCUACGGGAGCACCCUCAACGGCCACUCCAACGGCCUGGACUCCCCGCCCAUGUUCGCCGCGGGCGGGCCGGCGGGUGUGCCCUGCCGCAAGCCCUACGACGACUGCUCCGCCACCUACGGGGAAGACCCGCACGUCAAGUGCGAGUACAUGCUGAGCUCCAUCCCCAAGAGGCUGUGCCUGGUCUGCGGAGACAUCGCGUCCGGCUACCACUACGGCGUGGCCUCCUGUGAAGCCUGCAAAGCCUUCUUCAAAAGGACGAUACAAGGCAGCAUAGAGUACAGCUGUCCGGCCACGAGUGAGUGCGAGAUCACCAAACGGCGACGCAAGUCCUGCCAAGCCUGCCGCUUCACCAAGUGUCUGAAAGUGGGGAUGCUGAAAGAAGGGGUGCGUCUAGACCGAGUGCGGGGUGGCAGGCAGAAGUACAAGAGGAGGAUGGACACGGAGAGCAGCACCUACCUUGCCCUCACUCUCCCCCCUCCUCCCAAAAAACCACUGACUAAGAUUGUGUCCCACCUUCUGGUGGCAGAGCCAGAGAAGAUCUACGCCAUGCCAGACCCCUCUCUGCCCGAGGGGGACAUCAAGGCCCUGACUACUCUGUGUGACCUGGCCGACCGCGAGCUGGUGGUCAUCAUUGGCUGGGCAAAGCACAUCCCAGGAUUCUCCAGCCUGUCGCUAGGAGACCAGAUGAGCCUGCUGCAGAGCGCGUGGAUGGAGAUCCUGAUCCUGAGCGUGGUGUUCCGCUCUCUGCCCUACGAGGACGAGCUGGUCUACGCCGAGGACUACGUCAUGGACGAGGGCCACUCGCGCCUCACCGGGCUGCUGGACCUCUACGGCUCCAUCCUGCAUCUGGUGCGCAGGUACAAGAAGCUCAAGGUGGAGAAGGAGGAGUUUGUCACGCUCAAAGCCAUCGCCCUCACCAACUCGGAUUCCAUGCACAUCGAAGAUGUGGAGGCCGUUCAGAAGCUCCAGGACUCCCUCCACGAGGCGCUGCAGGAGUACGAGGUCGGCGAGCACCACGAGGACCCGCAGAGAGCGGGCAAGCUGCUCAUGACCCUUCCGCUGCUCCGACAGACGGCUGCCAAGGCAGUGCAGCACUUCUACAGCAUUAAGGUCCAGGGCAAGGUGCCCAUGCACAAACUCUUCCUGGAGAUGCUGGAGGCUAAGGUCUGACACGGAGCCCAGUCCAGCCUAGCCAAUCCACUGGCGGAAGGGGCACGGGGAUUGGGAGGCGACCCUGCGGGCACGACGGGAGCGAACUAGAUCUCCGC